Molecule: messenger RNA, 1686 nt
Organism: Plectropomus leopardus (leopard coralgrouper)
Lineage: Eukaryota; Metazoa; Chordata; Actinopteri; Perciformes; Serranidae
Gene: katnbl1
Product: katanin p80 subunit B-like 1
Cellular component (GO): nucleolus
Molecular function (GO): microtubule binding
Source: RefSeq, a predicted model, not a curated record
CAAAAUCUAUCCCACAAUCCCCACUCACCGGCGGUGUAUUCAUUUGAAUGGUACAACUGUGAAACGCUAGCGGACCUGCACACAGAGUUGCUUUGGAGUUUAACCCGUUUUUCACGAUUUGGAUUUUACACACCUGAGGAGACCUCGUGUGUCUCACAACAUGAACAGAGUGUAUUUCUAUGGAGGCUGGUGACUUAAGCAUGUUUGGCUACGAGAAGUCUUGAAGGUGAACCAGAAUACAUCCACAUGGCUUUCUGCGAUCCUGCCUGCAUUUUUCUGCUGGAAAGAUCAUGAAGCAGGUGGAUAUUAUAAAUAAGGAAGAAUUAGAUAAAGAGAGAUUUCAAGUGCAUUACAGAGUACACAGCCCAGGCAAAGAGCAGCGAUUGUCAUCUUGCAAGAGGAAGGGUUGUCCAUUGGUGGAGGUGGGCUUAAAGCUGCACCGCAGAACAUCAGAUGUAGGCCGUACCCGUAACCUCGGCAUGGCCAACAAAGAAAAUGAGCUGACGUGCUCCGAUGAUGUGCGGGGCAUGCACUACUAUGACAACUGUGGGCUCCCUGUGAACUCUGCAGAGGCCUCCAAGAUGGCAGGGGCCAGCUCCAAGUACAGUGACUUUACUGAGCUAUCAAAGGACCAUGAAGCUAUGACUCAUGUCCUUUUUGGAAGGAACCUACGACUAAAAGUUGCCCAAACACUAUGGCGAAGAAACGCCAGUGAAUUAGUGGCCUACCUAAUAAGAAUUCAAGACACAGGGGUGCUGCUUGACUGUUUACCUGUCCUAACAAACAACCUUCAAACUGAAGCACCAUGUUUGUCACUUGGCUGCUGCGUUGACCUCAUGCCCCUUGUGAAAGUGAUUCUUGCCAGUAAAUAUGAAGAAAACAUAAUGGUGGGUUUACACUGGGUUCAAUCCGUCAUCAGGAAAUGGUGGCCAGAACUUUCUAAGAAUGAGAAAGGACUGCGGGACAGUUGUUUGGAAGACAGGAAUAUUGAAGUCAUGAAGCAGCGGCUGAAGGACUUGUGGAAGGACGGAGCCCGGUUGUGUUUGAUUCCAGGAUCUACGGGAGAACUGGCAAAGGCCAUCGAGUCUUAUCUAUCGCAGCUGCCCUGACAGUCGUCAGCGUAGCACUCUGAGGAUGUGACCACUACUGCCGCAUCAUGGCUGUGUUUUGAACUGAUAAUGACACCAGAAAAAUGGACUGGUUCAUUCUGCCACUCAAACCUCUUUCUGGGACUGAACUUGACAAUUCAGACAACUCCCUCAGUUCGAGCUGGAGACUCUCAAGGAGGGCUGAGAGAGCCUUUCUGCAAAAAAAGAAGAAACAACACAGCAAAUGAGUGCUUCACAUUGAAGUGGACCGUCUGGUGAAGGGGCAUAUUUAGUGGACCUCCAUGAGACUGGGUGUAACGUCGCUCUAUGAAGUGCCAAGCUCUUUGUCUCUCUCACUACACCACUCUUUGCCAUGGAAUGCAAAUGCACUUGUGGGUGUAAUAAAUGCUCCGCUGUUUUUAAUGUGUUUUUUUGCGCCUGGGUUCUCCGGAAUCAGGAACUUGAAUCUGCAUCGGUCUUAAGUUAUUAGAGCUCCUCCUGUUUUCAUUUUGCCUCUUCAUAUGACAUUUGACUGUAUAAUGUAAAUUGUAAAAACAAGUGAUUCUUUUAAACUUCUUUUAAAUAAAUUUGAUGAAAA